Dictyostelium purpureum is the source of this 1077-nucleotide messenger RNA. RefSeq lists its product as uncharacterized. Gene Ontology annotation, cellular component: nucleolus. Gene Ontology annotation, biological process: ribosome biogenesis; endonucleolytic cleavage of tricistronic rRNA transcript (SSU-rRNA, 5.8S rRNA, LSU-rRNA). Lineage: Eukaryota; Evosea; Eumycetozoa; Dictyosteliales; Dictyosteliaceae. The transcript has 2 exons. Bases 1 to 1077 code for a protein of 358 amino acids. Gene Ontology annotation, molecular function: RNA endonuclease activity. The record is from RefSeq and is a predicted model, not a curated record.
AUGUUAAAAUAUCAAGGAUCAACACAUUUUAGACAAAGAGUUAUUUGUUCAACACUAAGUGGUAAAGCAAUUAGAAUUACAAAUAUUAGAGAUGAAGACGAAAAACCAGGUUUAAGAGAUUACGAAGCAUCAUUCCUUCGUCUUGUUGAUAAAAUUACAAAUGGUUCAAAGAUUGAAAUUAAUACAACCGGUACAACAAUUACAUAUAUUCCAGGUAUUAUUAUUGGUGGUAAAAACAUAGCACACGACUGUGGUAAUUCAAGAGGUAUUGGUUAUUUUGUUGAAGCUUUAAUUUGUUUGGGUCCAUUUUCAAAAACACCUUUAGAUAUUACAUUAAAUGGUAUUACCAAUAACGAUAUUGAUUUAACUAUUGAUACAAUUAGAACCACUACAUUACCAAUUAUUAGAAAAUUCGGACUUGAAGAAGGAUUAAAUAUUAAAAUAUUAAAACGUGGAGCACCCCCAAAUGGUGGAGGUUCAGUUAAUUUCAAAUGCCCAAUUGUUCCACAAUUAAAAGCAGUUCAAUUAAUUGAUGAAGGUAAAAUUCGUAGAAUACGUGGUAUUGCAUAUGCCACACGUAUUUCACCACAAUUUUCAAAUAGAGUAUUAGAUAAAGCCAAGGGUAUACUUUUAGAACAUACACCAGAUGUUUACAUUUCAAGUGAUCAUUAUAAAGGAGGUGAAUCAGGUUUAUCACCAGGUUAUGGUUUAACAUUAGUAGCAGAAACAACUUCAGGUUGUUGUUUAUCAGCAGAAAUUAUGAGUGGUGAAAAGAAUAGCGAAUCACCAGAGGAUUUAGGUGAAAGAACUGCAUAUGCACUCUUGGAAGAAAUUGCAAACGGUGGUUGUAUCGAUAGUCAUAAUCAAAGUUUAGCAUUAUUAUUUAUGGUUUUAUGCCCAGAAGAUAUUUCAAAAAUAAGAUUAGGUAGAAUAACACCUUACACUAUCGAGUUUAUACGUCAAUUACGUGAUUUCUUUGGUGUAACUUUUAAAAUUCAACCAGAUUCUGAAUCAAAAACUGUAUUAUUUACAUGUCUUGGUAUUGGUUUUAAGAAUUUGGCAAGAACUACUUUUUAA